AUGGCUAAAAAGAACGCUGCUCAACGUCGUAAGCAAAAAGCUGCUGCUGCUGCCAACAACAACAACAACAACAAAAAGGCUACCCAACAGGACGAUUCUACUCCUUCUACUACCAACUCAUCCGCUGCUCCCUCUAUUGACCAAUCUACUGCCGAUAUUGCCAACGAAACUUCUGCCAUUGUUGAUACUAAAUCUGAUCUCGAAAACAAACCUGAAUCUACCAAUGCUGAUGCUGUAGCCGCCGGUCAAUCAAGCCAGGCCAAGGUUGAAGAGAUUCCCAAGGUGGAAGAAGUCAAGGUGGAAGAAUCUAAGGUUGUAGAAGCUCCCAAGGUCGAAGAAAUCAAGGUUAAGGAAAUUCCCAAAGUUGAAGAAGCUAAGGCUGUAGAAGCUCCCAAGGUCGAAGAAAUCAAGGUGGAAGAAGCUAAGGUUGUAGAAGCUCCCAAGGUCGAAGAAAUCAAGGUUAAGGAAACUCCCAAAGUUGAAGAAGCUAAGGUUGUAGAAGCUCCCAAGGUCGAAGAAAUCAAGGUGGAAGAAGCUAAGGUUGUAGAAUCUCCCAAGAUCGAAGAAAUCAAGGUUAAGGAAACUCCCAAGACUGAAGGAACUCCCAAGACUGAAGAAACUCCCAAGACUGAAGAAACUCCUAAAGUAGAAGAAACUCCCAAGACUGAAGAAACUCCUAAAGUGGAAGAAGCUCCCAAGACUGAAGAAGCUCCCAAGACUGAAGAAACUCCUAAGGCUGAAGAAAAUUCUAAGGCUGAUGAAGCUAAAGUAGACGCCAAGGACGAAACCCAAAACACUGUUGAAGCGAACGUAGAACAACUCAAGGUGGAUGAACCAACGACGGAUAAGGAAGACAGCGACAACAAAACUGAGGAUGUCAAAUCAAGUGAAAAGACAGCAAGUGUAGAUGGUGUGGCUACUCUCAAUGGUACUGUGAAAAAGGAUAAAUCAGUGAAAAACAAGUCUUUGCAAAAGAGAAAAUCAGUAUUUGGUUUAUUCAAAAAGGACAAGAAGAUUUCUGUGCCUGCUGUACCUAUUGAACAAACACUUGAAAAAGAAGUUGUCAGUACUGAUUCUGCGAAGGAAAUCAAGAUCAAGGAUAGUAAAAAGGAAAAUAAGCGCAAGACAUGGCAAUUCUGGAAAUGA
Messenger RNA from Halteromyces radiatus, 1146 nucleotides. RefSeq lists its product as uncharacterized. NCBI's taxonomy places the organism in Eukaryota, Fungi, Mucoromycota, Mucoromycetes, Mucorales, Cunninghamellaceae. Bases 1 to 1146 code for a protein of 381 amino acids. The record is from RefSeq and is a predicted model, not a curated record. The transcript is spliced from 2 exons.